Messenger RNA from Prorocentrum cordatum, 257 nucleotides. The record is from the annotation of a GenBank genome assembly. Lineage: Eukaryota; Dinophyceae; Prorocentrales; Prorocentraceae.
GACUACGAAUUCUCUGGUCAACGCCAAGCAGAACGGCACUCCAUUCCGGCACCUUCUGCUCCACGGAGCCCCCGGCACCGGCAAGACGCUCUUCGCGCGAACGCUGGCCAGGCAGUCAGGCUUGGACUACGCGAUCAUGUCGGGCGGGCGACGUCGGGCCGCUCGGCAAGGAUGCGGUUCACGAGCUGAACAAGCUCUUCCAGUGGGCGCAGUCAUCGAGGCACGGGUCGCCUGGGCCCACGGCUGGGCGGAGCUAA